Telopea speciosissima is the source of this 804-nucleotide messenger RNA. RefSeq names its product derlin-1.1-like. The transcript has 7 exons. Gene Ontology annotation, biological process: endoplasmic reticulum unfolded protein response. NCBI's taxonomy places the organism in Eukaryota, Viridiplantae, Streptophyta, Magnoliopsida, Proteales, Proteaceae. Gene Ontology annotation, cellular component: endoplasmic reticulum membrane; Hrd1p ubiquitin ligase ERAD-L complex. Bases 43 to 768 code for a protein of 241 amino acids. Gene Ontology annotation, molecular function: misfolded protein binding; ubiquitin-specific protease binding. The record is from RefSeq and is a predicted model, not a curated record.
ACCAAUUACCAUCACCAUAACCAUCUCCACUAGCUGACUGCAAUGUCUACACCAGGGGAAUACUACAGAUCUCUACCACCAGUGAUCAAGACUUAUGGGGUACUCUGUCUGAUGACCACUAGUGCUUACUAUCUCCAACUUAUCGAUCCUUGGAACCUCGCAUUAUCUUAUGAGAGUGUCUUCAAACGUCUACAGAUAUGGAGGCUUAUUACAAAUUUCUUCUUCCUUGGUUCAUUUUCACUCCCAUUCGCAAUGCGUCUUUUGAUGCUUGCAAGAUAUGGUGUUUUAUUGGAGAAGGGACCGUUCGACAAAAGGACAGCAGACUUCCUAUGGAUGAUGAUCUUUGGGGCUCUAUCUCUCUUGGUGCUUGCUGCUGUUCCACUUCUGCGGUCUUCCUUCAUGGGAAUUUCUUUGGUCUUUAUGAUUGUCUAUGUUUGGAGCCGAGAGCACCCAAACGCACGAAUCAACAUCUAUGGUGUUGUGACAUUGAAGGGUUUCUACCUUCCCUGGGCAAUGCUUGCAUUGGAUUUGAUCUUCGGAAACCGUUUGAUGCCCGAUAUCCUCGGAAUGGUUGUAGGCCAUCUCUAUUACUUCUUGACAGUGCUACAUCCUCUUGCUGGUGGAAGGGACAUUCUAAAGACUCCUCUCUGGGUUCAUAAACUGGUUGUGUUUUGGGGUGAAGGAACCCAAAUCAACAGUCCAGUGCAACCCAAUCCUUCUGCUGGUGUCGCGUUCAGUGGAAGAGGUUAUCGCCUUGGUGGCCGCUAGCUUGUUUUAUUUUGAGGUUAAUGUAUAAGUCAACUU